Carica papaya (papaya) is the source of this 2081-nucleotide messenger RNA. Its product is annotated as PPR superfamily protein. Lineage: Eukaryota; Viridiplantae; Streptophyta; Magnoliopsida; Brassicales; Caricaceae. The record is from RefSeq and is a predicted model, not a curated record. Gene Ontology annotation, biological process: RNA modification. Gene Ontology annotation, molecular function: protein binding; RNA binding.
UCACCAACCUAGCUUCUUGGUACAGGGCGGAAGAUUAGAUCGAACCUUUUUGUGUUGAAACUUUUGUUCCUCACUCAAAACAACCAAUGCAUGACAUCUACAACCAACUCAAACACUUGGUAAAUUACUUUCCCCCUUCACCAAUCUUCUCCACUCUUCCUUCACUAGUCAAAGCAUGCUCUUGUCUACAUGCCAUCCACUUGGGCCUCCAGCUUCAUUGCUUUGCCAUCAAGUCUGGUUACGAUUCAAAUACUGUCAUAUCCAAUUCUCUCAUAUCUAUGUAUUGUAAAUUCAAUCAUCCCGAUCUGGCGCACAAACUGUUUGUCACAAUGCCCGAAAGAGAUACAGUUUCAUAUUCUUCCUUGAUAAAUUACUAUACUCGAAGUGUGUGUCUCUUCAAAGCAUCGCAAAUGAUUCAUGAAAUGUACUCGCUUCGUUUUGUACCAAAACCAGAGAUGAUUGCUGGUGUUUUAUCCCUCUGUGCACGUAACCAGGAGAGCAGACUAGGAAGAGCACUUCAUGGUCUAGUUGUUCUUGAUGAGAGGAUCCCCCAAUCCGUUUUCUUGUCAACAGCUCUGGUUGACAUGUACUUCAAGUGUCAUGACUCGUCCACGGCAUUACGUGUUUUUUAUCACAUGGAGGUGAAAAAUGAGGUGUCUUGGACAGCCGUAAUAGCAGGCUGUACUGCGGAUCGUCGGUACUCAAUGGCGAUUGAUUGCUUUCUAGCAAUGCGGAGUGAAGGGCUUACGCCUAACCGGGUAACUUUGCUCACUGUGUUGCCAGCCUGUGCGGAAUCUAGCUGUUGUAAGCGAGGGAAAGAGAUUCAUGGGUAUGUUUUUCGACGUGGGUUGUUCUCGGAUCAGCACUUGUCAGCUGCUCUUAUCAGCAUGUAUUGCAGAGUAGGGAAGACACUGCGUCCUGCUAGGCUAGUCUUUGAGAGAUCAGAAACCAAAGAUGUUGUGGUGUGGAGUUCAAUGAUUGGAAGCUAUGCUGCACGAGGGCAUUGCAAUGAAGCAAUGACGCUUUUCAAUCAAAUGCGAGUUAAAGGAAUUCAACCCAACUCUGUAACAUUGUUAGCACUGAUAUCUCUCUGCACUACCCUAUCUUCAACCAAUCAUGGAUGUGGAGUCCACAACUAUAUUCUGAAAUCUGGCUUAAAUUUUAACACUUUCAUAGGAAAUGCACUAAUAGAUAUGUAUUCCAAAUGCGGUUGUCUGGUGGCUUCCAAUAAAAUCUUCGAAGAAAUGUCUGUUCAAGAUCCUGUGUCAUGGAGCUCAUUGAUUAGUGCUUAUGGCCUGCAUGGUUAUGGGAAAAGAGCUUUGGGAAUCUUUUAUUCGAUGCAAGACAGAAAAAUAGAAGUGGAUGCUAUAACAUUGCUGGCAGUUCUAUCAGCUUGCAACUACUCUAGUCUACUAGAGGAGGGACAAAUGAUAUUUAAUCAUGCUUUAAAAGACCAGAGGAUGCAAGUUAAUGUAGAUCAUUAUGCAUGCUAUAUAGAUCUUCUUGGUAAGUCUGGGAAGAUAGAAGAAGCAUGUGAUGUUCUGAGGAAAUUGCCCAUGAAGACAACCGGAAAAAUUUGGAGCUCUCUGGUAUGGGCUUGUAAAGCUCAUGGAAGGUUGGACCUAGCAAAGACACUAGCAAAUGAACUUAUCAAAUCAGAACCAGAUAAUGCUGCCAACUAUACCUUACUGAGCAUGAUCCAUGCUGAUUCUGAUAAUUGGCUCGCCGUAGAAGAGGUGAGGAAUGUCAUGAGAAUUCAAGGAUUAAAUAAAUGUUACAGCUUCAGCAGAAUUGAACUGCCAAGUGAGAGUUUGUAGCAGAAGAAAAUUGCAACGCAAACAACAAAGAUUUUGUCAAAGGAUGCUGUUUGAAGUGCAAGUCUCCCAACUAUUGCCUUCAAAAACUCUCCGCAACAAAUAGAAGUUGCAUUGCGAAGAUCCAGGGUGAUCCUUGCUCAAUUAAAAGAGGAGUUCAUGCCAUUGCAGUAGAAUCCGCAGCCUUCCUUUUGUAGUUUCAUUACAGAUUUACAUAUAAUGAUUUUGAUUAUUAGGGUUCUUUAAUAAAUUAGUUUAUGCUACGUA